AUGGGUGGUCCGUCGAAGCGUCGUGCUCAGGAUGAGAAGAAGAGUAGCAGCUCUUCUGGCAACUCAUCGGGCCGCUCUCGUGACGCCACUGAGCGUUCUGUACCGAAGUCCAUUCCCCGUCUCGACGGCAAUCGUGAUCCUGUCACCGUGGGCACAGGAUCGAACGCGGUUGACUACUCGCGUCCACAAGACCUCAAGAAUAUCUCGGAGGCUCUUGGAUAUGCCGGCUGGUGUAUCGCGCGUGGUCUCGAAAUUCCUGGUGAGCUUCCUCGCCGCCCGGCCAAGUUCAAUGCUGUCGGCAAGCCUGUGAAUGUCAUGCUCAACACCUUCAAUGUUGACAAGUUCCCCGCCCAGAUGGUCUACCAGUACGACGUCUCCUGGGGCUCAAGCACUGAUCCCACCAAGCGCGUUCUCGUCAAGAAGAUCUGGCACUCGAAGGCUGCCAAAGAUGCGCUUGGUGAGUCGGAUUCCCUCUGGAUCUAUGACGGCAACAAGCUGGCUUGGUCUGGCAAGCGGCUUUCUCGAGAUGAAUUCCGCGUCGAAGUGGACCUGGAUGAAGAGGAGGCGCAGGACCGUGCUGCUCAAGGCCACAAGCCUCGCGGUGUUAGAGAUUCCGGCAAGAACAAGCACAAGCUUUACGUGAAGUUCACGCGCAAGCUCGACUUCUCCUCUUUGCAGACUUUCUUGAACGGACAGGCCGCCUACUCUACGGAGUGCAUCGACACGAUCAACUUCCUUGACCACCUCAUGCGUCAGGGCCCCGGUCUUGUGUACACCCAGAUCAAGAAGUCCUUCUUCCAGCGUGGUGAGACUCGCUUCGACCUUGGAGGUGGCGUCGAGGCAUUUAAGGGUGUCUUCUCUUCUCUUCGACCUUGCCUAAACGACAAGCUUCAGAAGGGCUUGACCGUCAACGUUGACGUGGCCAAUGGCACCUUCUGGCGGUCACAACCGCUCGGUCGUGCUCUGACUCAGAGCUUUGGUAACUGCACUCCUCAACAAUUUGCAGCUCGCUUCCAGGAAGCUCAGCGCAACUGGAGCCACCACAUGCUCAAGAAAGACCUUCGCCGCUUCAAGCGUGUUGGCGUCACGGCGACCCAUGUGACGCCGCACGUCCAGUACACCAUCGAAGAGUUCGCCAACAAGGAUGUCAAUGAGGCUACGUUCAAGGACAAGGAUGGCAUCGAGCUCACACUCAGGCAAUACUUCCAAAAGAAGUACAAUCUCAACUUGAUGACUGGAGUUCCUGUGGUGAAGAUGACCAAGAAGAUCCGUAACAGUCCAGUCUACCUUCCCGUCGAUGUGCUGCAGAUCGACCCGAAUCAGCGGUACAAUACCAAGUUGAGCGACACUCAGACUUCGAACAUGAUCAAGUUCGCUGUCACCCUUCCCAGGGAGCGAUGGGCUGCCGUCAUGCACGGCGUGAAUUUGCUCGGUUGGCAGCAAGAUCGCUUUCUCAAGCAUUACGGUUUGCAGAUCAACCCAAACCCGGCCAAGGUCAAGGCUGUCUUGCUACCGCCACCCCAAUCUCGCUUUGGUGCGAGGAGCAAGCAGGCUACAGUGGAUGCGAGAGACUUGCUUCAAGGUCGCUGGCGCCUGGAUGGUCGCGUGUUUGCACUUCCGAAUACCGACAGGCCGAUCAAGGCUUGGGGCGUCUGUGUUGUCCAGGGUCGUAAUGCGGUUCCACCGGAGGCUGCGAAGAAGUUUGCCCAAGAAUUCAUCAAGAUAUACACUGCCCAUGGGGGUGUAAUCCAACCGCACCCUCAGCAUGGCACGACGCCUUGGAUUGGCCCCGGUAAUCUCGCGGACGGCGGAGAGAUGAUCAACAAGGCAUUCCAGAACACUGGCAAUCGGUACCAGUCUCGACCGUCGCUCAUGUUCUUCAUUGUCAAUGACCGCAAUAUCGAGGUCUAUCGUCGCAUCAAGAAGUCCAUGGACAUUCGCUUCGGUGUUGUGAGUCAGGUCAUCCAAUCCAAGCACGCGCAGACCGCUUCUGCCCAGUACAUCUCGAAUGUGUGCAUGAAGGUCAACGCGAAACUCGGCGGGGCCACGAACGUCGCCAUCUCUCAAGUCAUUCCCAAGCUCAAUCCGAAAGGCCCCCAAACCCCCACGAUGGUCAUCGGUGCCGACGUUUCCCACCCGGCCCCAGGAGCUGGAUCUGGAGAGGCUGCUUCUUUUGCCGCUAUCACCGUCUCCAACGACGCCAGCUUCACUCGAUACUGGGCUGAGGUUCAGACCAACGGCCACCGCGUUGAGAUGGUCACCACCUCCAACAUCGAGGAACACUUUGGCCACAUGGCGAAGAAUUGGAUGCAGCGCCUCGGCAAGGGUCAGCCGCCGAAGCGUGUGAUCUAUAUUCGCGAUGGUGUGAGCGAGGGCCAGUACGCCGCUGUUCUCAACGAGGAAGUCCGCGACAUGAAGGCCGUCUUCGCGAGGCUUGGCUGCAAGGAGGCGCCCACCUUCUGUGUGAUGAUUGCGGGCAAGCGUCAUCACAUUCGCUUUUUCCCAGACCAAGGCGACCGCAACAAGAAUCCCCUGCCCGGUACCUUGGUGGAGUCCGGCUGCACUCACCCGCAUGAGUUCGACUUCUACCUCUGCUCACACGUUGCGAUCAAGGGUACGGCUCGUCCCAUUCAUUACCAGUGCAUCCUCAACGAGGGCGGCGCGUGGCAGGCGGCAGAGAUCCAGCAGUUCCUCUUCGAGCACUCUUACCAAUACAUCCGCUCGACCACUCCGGUCUCCUUGCACCCAGCCGUCUACUACGCCCACUUGGCCGCCGAUCGGGCCAGGGCUCAUGUUAGCGAUAGCCCUGUCUCAUCCGGCAAGAAGGAGGCCCAAGGCCAAGAGGCGCACUCCUCUACCGGUUCCUCCAACCGCGUGAUCGAGGUGGCCCCGCUGCAGGCCAUGCCCGCCAACACUGGCAUCCGUGAGACAAUGUGGUACAUCUAG
Molecule: messenger RNA, 2946 nt
Organism: Didymosphaeria variabile
Lineage: Eukaryota; Fungi; Ascomycota; Dothideomycetes; Pleosporales; Didymosphaeriaceae
Gene: ago1
Product: Protein argonaute
Exons: 4
Coding region: 1-2946 (981 amino acids)
Molecular function (GO): RNA binding; protein binding
Source: RefSeq, a predicted model, not a curated record